AUGAAAGGCCUCAUUGUCAUUUAUGCUUUAUAUUUAAUUACAGUUAUCAGUGAUGACAGGUCUGAUCAAGAUGAUUCUUGUACCGAAACAUGUGUGUGCAGCCCUUAUAAGCUAGGUAAUGAUAAAUGUGAUGAUGAAUGUGAUAAUUGUGGAUGUGAUUACGAUCAUGGUGAUUGUCAUCAUUUAGGCUCAAAGGAUGCAAUAAUAAUUGGCUUGAGUAUAGGUGGUGGGGUUUCUCUUAUGUAAACUUUAUUUAGACUGUCCUGUAUUUUUAUACCUAAAAUUUAUAAAUUAUUGAGAAAGCGAAGCUCCAGAGUUAUUAUGGCCUCUAUAAGAAAUGCGAAUCCAGCUCAUUAUAGGGAAUCUUUAAAUACAUCAAAUAGUUCUUUUAUGGAGAAUUUCUUCAAUGAAGAUUUCAUAGGGAAGUAUAUUGCUAACUCCCCCCCCCCCUCCGUGAGCGAACAAAACCAUUAGAAAAAUCGCCAUUUUUUGACCAAAAACCCCACCCUCCGUGAGUGAACAAAAUUUUUUUAAUAGAAAAAAUUUUAAUGGAAAAAAAUUUUUUGAUAUAUAAGUGAUAAUUAGUAUAAUGAAAUCUAGAGCUAAUUCUGUUUAAUUUUAAACAAAUUGCGUUUUAAAACAUAAAUUUUGCAAAUUAAAAUUAAUAUUUGCUUCCCAAUUUUUGCAAAUUAGGAUUUUUUUAAAUUUCGAAAAAAAUAUUUUUUAUAAAAAUUUAUAUAUAAAUUUUUUUUAAAAAAAAAAAUUAACCCCCCUCCGUGAGCGAACAAAAUUUUUUUGUUCGCUCACGGAGGGGGGGGGGAGUAAGCAAUAUCCAGCUGAAGAUUUGAAGAUGAAAGAUAACACUCUAUGUACAAUUUGUUUUGAAGGCUUCGGAGAAGGUCAAGCUGUUAGAAAAACAUACUGUGAACAUUUCUUUCAUACUGCAUGCUUAGAUGAAUGGAUUAUCCAUUACAAGCAUAUGAAAUGUCCUAACUGUAACAAAGAGUUUAAAUUUUCCAUGCAAGAUUAUCGAAUACCUAUGGUUCGCCAAAGCGAAAAUUACACCUCUUAA
Blepharisma stoltei is the source of this 1072-nucleotide messenger RNA. NCBI's taxonomy places the organism in Eukaryota, Ciliophora, Heterotrichea, Heterotrichida, Blepharismidae. The record is from the annotation of a GenBank genome assembly.